AUGCUUGCGGAAGAGUGCAAGGCAUUACUAGAUGCUCUCAAUAAGGUGACAGCAUGCUACAGGCAUCUUGUGCUCACCAUAGGUGGGACAUCCGACUCCCAGAACCUACGCGAGGAGUUGAAGAAGACCAGGCGGAAAGCCCAGGAGUUGGCGGUGGCCAACAGGAACAAACUGACCAGUACCCUCAAGGACACCAGCCUGAGCAAGGACGACAAAGCGGAAUUUGAGAGGCUAUGGGUCAUCUUCUCCACCUGCAUGGAUAUCCUAGAGACUGACAUGAGAAGAGCUUUGGAGCUUGGCCAUGAGUUCCCGUUAAACCUCCCCAAAAAGCACCUCAUACAGAGUGGCAUGAGCGGUGGCACGUCCGGGGUGGCCGCCAGGGCCAUGAGCGUCCAGAACAUGAAGUACGAUGCCGAGCACAACAUUGAUGUCAUGGACCUCAAGGAUCUGGAGAACGAGAUCAAUCAAGUAGGUGAGAUGAUGUACGAAAUGGAAAUGAAAGUCAGUGUGCCGCAGUGGACCGUGGAAGCCAAGCAAGACCCCGGUGCCGAGCUCAAGCUGGCCGCCGGUGCCGGGGCAUCCUCACCGGGCACCAUCUCGACGGAAGAGCACAAAACCAUCUGCGACCUAAGCAAAAUCCUAGCCAUCGUGGUCUUCAGCUCCGUUCUUUUAAUUGCCGUCAUACUGGCCAUUUGCGUCGUCAAACUUUCGUAA
Staurois parvus is the source of this 714-nucleotide messenger RNA. The record is from the annotation of a GenBank genome assembly. Lineage: Eukaryota; Metazoa; Chordata; Amphibia; Anura; Ranidae.